Ziziphus jujuba (common jujube) is the source of this 2338-nucleotide messenger RNA. RefSeq names its product uridylate kinase PUMPKIN, chloroplastic. Gene Ontology annotation, molecular function: UMP kinase activity. The record is from RefSeq and is a predicted model, not a curated record. The transcript is spliced from 7 exons. Gene Ontology annotation, biological process: UDP biosynthetic process. NCBI's taxonomy places the organism in Eukaryota, Viridiplantae, Streptophyta, Magnoliopsida, Rosales, Rhamnaceae. Bases 343 to 1950 code for a protein of 535 amino acids. Gene Ontology annotation, cellular component: cytoplasm.
CCACAUCACACCAAACCAAGUGCGCAGUUGACAGCGCAUCCUCACCAGACCCACCCUCUCCCAAAUUCGCAAAAUCGCAUAACGUAAAAAAUCGAAGGAUGACAGGUUACAAUCCAAACCCGUCAGAUGGGCCCCACCCAUGUUCCAACCCAAUUAAAUUUCGCUCAUUAACGGGACCGUCACAAGCCGUCACGGUUCAUCCCAAACACUCAUUCACGGUAAAUUCCUUCCGUCAAAACACCUCGCCUCCAGCCCCCCACAACGACGUCCCGUCCUCCCUCCCUUCCCUAACGUCGUCGUUCCUCCACACGCUCUAACCCUAACCCUAACGUCCUUCCUCUAAUGGCCUCCUGUGACGACGACUUCUCUAUCCUCGGUGAUGAGUCAGACCCCAACCACCAUCUCCCCCACGCGCCCACCUCCCACCACCUUCACCAGCCCUACGCGCCGCCUCACCGUUUGUCCACUACCAGGGCAACAUCGGUCCACGCGCCUCCCGCCCAGCCUGUGCUUAGCCCCACCAGCUCGGACAAGGUUGGGGCCGGAGAGGAGCAAGAUGACGGAGAGGGUUACAGCGAGGCAGCGGCGUUCUGUCGGAACCCUUUCGACGGUGAUGCCGACCAGAACGGCGUCGUUGGCGUCGAUUCGCAGAGUGAGAAGAGAAAAGAUCAUCAUCAUCUGGAAGAGCUCAGCGAUGGAGGAGGUGGUGGAGCUUCGUACGGUUACAAGAAGCCGAAACCGUCGCCGGCUACUGGAGGUGCGUCGAGCGGUGGCGGUGGAGAGUACAGGAAGGACAGGGAGGAGUGGAGCGAUGCGGCGAUUGCAUGCCUUCUCGAUGCGUAUACGGAGAAGUUCACGCAGCUGAAUAGAGGGAAUCUGAGAGGGAGGGAUUGGGAGGAGGUCGCGGCCACCGUGAGCGAGCGGUGCGAGAGGCAAUGCAAGAGCGUCGAGCAGUGCAAAAACAAGGUUGAUAAUUUGAAGAAGCGGUAUAAGUUGGAGAGGCAUAGGAUGAGCAAUGGCGGUAUCUCGGCCAGCCAUUGGCCUUGGUUCAAGAAGAUGGAGCAGAUUGUUGGCAAUUCCUUACCCAUGAAGGUCGCAUCAGAUGAGGAAAAGGGUGCUGGUUCUUCCGGGAACACAACUCGACAGUCAAAGAGAUGUGCAAUGGCAACACCCAGUUCCACUGGUCAGAUGAAUAACAUGAAGCCCAAGUCAACGGCAAAUCAUAGAUGGCAGAGAGUAGUUUUUAAAAUUAGUGGAGCUGCUCUUGCUGGCACUGCUCCAAAUAAUAUUGACUCAAAGGUUGCCAUGCUGAUUGCUAGAGAAGUUGCAAUGGCUUGCCGCAUUGGUGUUGAGGUCGCAAUUGUUGUUGGAGGUCGUAACUUCUUCUGUGGGGAGACAUGGGUAACCACAACAGGUCUAGAUAGAAGUACUGCAUACCAAAUUGGUAUGAUGGCUACCGUGAUGAAUUCAAUAUUGCUCCAGUCAGCAUUAGAAAAGAUGGGAGUCCAGACUCGUGUCCAAACUGCAUUUUCAAUGCUGGAGGUUGCUGAACCAUACAGUAGGCAACGGGCAAUCAGGCAUCUUGAAAAAGGGAGAGUUGUAAUAUUUGCUGGCAUUGGUGCUGGGACAGGAAAUCCACUCUUUUCUACUGACACAGCUGCAGCUCUUCGAGCUUUGGAGAUUCAUGCCGAGGCAGUCCUCAAGGGUACAAAUGUAGAUGGUGUGUAUGACUGCAUCUCUCAAGACAACAAUUUCACAUUUGAGCACAUCUCGUUCAGGGAGUUGGUUGCCCGAGGUGCUACCUCAAUGGACUCAAUGGCACUGACCUUCUGCGAAGAGAACAGAAUUCCUGUUGUUGUAUUUAAUCUCCUAGAGCCUGGAAACAUCUCCAAAGCAUUAUGCGGAGACCAAGUUGGUACACUGAUUGAUCAAACUGGAAGGAUUAGCUAAGAUCUAUGGGGGCUGUGAACUGGUGUAUUAUUAAGUGUUGUAACCUCAGAUGCUAUAUCGGGUUAACUUCAACAGACAGACCCGUUUAAUUUCUAUUGGUGGGUACGUAGCGGUCAGCCGCUGGGAGAUACUUCUCGAUGGGGCUUGAAUGUGUGCACCCAUGAUACAUAUUUUGCCGUCUGUAGUGUAUAUAGAAGGUGGAGUUAGAGUUGUAACAUGCCGGAUGCUUACUUAUUGCUCUGCAUCAUUUGAUGCUGAUUUUUCUUUUUUAUUUGUAAAUGUUACUUAAAACUCUGAAACAACGCUUAGUUUGUUUGUAGAUUUUAUUUAUUUGGGCUUUGGCCCUUUAGUUUACCCACAAAAAAGAACUUGCGGAAUUUACUUAAUA